Vittaforma corneae ATCC 50505 is the source of this 849-nucleotide messenger RNA. RefSeq lists its product as uncharacterized. The record is from RefSeq and is a predicted model, not a curated record. The transcript has a single exon. NCBI's taxonomy places the organism in Eukaryota, Fungi, Microsporidia, Nosematidae.
UUGGUUAAGGGAAUAAGAAUCAAUAGUGACUUUGUUAGCAUUCAAAUCAAGAAUGUGGAGCCUUCUACUGUAUUCAUCUUUGAUAAAAAUAGAGUCUUCCAUGCUUUCCAGACAGGUAAAUCAAUUAAUCAUAUUUUUAGAUGUGAUAUUGGCCGAUUUAAGGUUAUAGUUCAUACAAAUAACCAAUGGAACAGUUUUGAGACAGAUGUUGAUCUAGUGCACGACUAUAGCCCUUCAGGAUUAUAUAAUUAUGGUAUCCACUGUUGUGAUUCCUUAUUCUAUCUGUCAGGUAAAAGAACAAAUUGCGUGCACUUUCAGGAUAGCUCGCUAACUCAUAAAACGAAGGAAUGCUUAAUUUUAGAUUCGAAAUUAAAAGCAAUAACAGAGGAAACAUACAAUAAUGUGGUUGGCGAGUCUUUUGUGAUCAAUAUGCGUUUUGUGGAAAUUAAAACCAACCAUUUUAAGGAAAGGUUGAGAUUGAUGACAAAUCAAAUAAGUAAGGUAAAGUUUGAGAGUUUUCUGAUUGUUUGUCCAUCAAAUUCAGACGCAAAGGAAACACAUACGCUUUUGAAUACACAAGCUGCUCUUGAAAGUCAUCUUGCUGUUGCAAAGUAUGAAAUUGGACCCAGGCCAAGCAUAAACAGUAAAUUCUGGAUAUGCUCAUUUAAAGAAGCGUUGGGCAUUGCUGGUUUUGAAACAGUUAUUUUAAAAGGCAUUGGAAAUGCAGAGGAACUUUUUCCUAUUUUUGAGGUCUUGAAGAUUUGCAAUAGAAGAAAAGCCAUAGUUUAUGAUAGCCUUAACAAUAUUGAGUAUUUAAAAUCCAUAACUUCUGAAAGCACAGUACAUUAG